Messenger RNA from Sander lucioperca (pikeperch), 785 nucleotides. It is a transcript of the gene gng12a, whose product is annotated as guanine nucleotide binding protein (G protein), gamma 12a. The transcript has 3 exons. Gene Ontology annotation, biological process: G protein-coupled receptor signaling pathway. Gene Ontology annotation, molecular function: G-protein beta-subunit binding. Gene Ontology annotation, cellular component: heterotrimeric G-protein complex. The coding region runs from base 395 to 613 and encodes 72 amino acids. NCBI's taxonomy places the organism in Eukaryota, Metazoa, Chordata, Actinopteri, Perciformes, Percidae. The record is from RefSeq and is a predicted model, not a curated record.
UGGUCCGCCUCUCUCCUCCCAACCCAAUUCGGCUGUUCUCGUCGCGGAGCGUUCAAGUGGAGGAAAAAAAGGAAAGGAGAGGGGGGAAACUGGACGCGCUAGGAAGGAAAAAAGUAAACGAAAAUAAAUAUUAACACCAACCGUCAGCGAAAAGUGAAAGCGGUACGAAUCGAAGCUUUGAAGACGCCAAUGAGAUCCAUGUAGAGCUGGUUUUUCACAGUCUAUGGUGUAAACACAUUAGCUAGCUAGUUGUGACAUUGCGCCGUGAGCGACACAGCAGAGGGAAAGGUCUCCUCCCAGUCUGUUGACGGAUACAGUUUGGCUACAUUGACGGGAGACACGGCUAGACCUGACUGUAGGCUACAUAACACCGGCCAGUGCUGUAUUGCCCAGGAUGUCUUCCAAGGCUCACGGGUCCAAUAACAUCGCCCAUGCUCGGCGGACGGUGCAGCAGCUGAGAAUAGAGGCCAACAUUGACAGGAUAAAGGUAUCCAAGGCCUCUGCAGACCUUAUGAACUACUGCAGUGAACACGCCAGAAACGACCCUCUCCUUAUGGGCAUCCCUGCCUCAGAAAAUCCCUUCAAGGACAAAAAGCACUGCACUAUAUUGUAGUGGAUGCCACGUAGCCUUUAAGUGUUUAUUUGUUUGCUUAUUAAUGUUGCUGUAUUCUUUUUGCUGGGAGGAGUGAAGGGUGGACUGUGAUCGUAUCAUUACCAUGUGUUCACCGGUUCUGUUAACAAGUCAGCAAUUCAACCAGGAUUUUCUCAAAAACAGCAGUUCGUAA